This is a messenger RNA of Caenorhabditis remanei, 1269 nucleotides long. RefSeq lists its product as uncharacterized. NCBI's taxonomy places the organism in Eukaryota, Metazoa, Nematoda, Chromadorea, Rhabditida, Rhabditidae. Gene Ontology annotation, biological process: actin filament polymerization; Arp2/3 complex-mediated actin nucleation. Gene Ontology annotation, cellular component: Arp2/3 protein complex; actin cytoskeleton. The record is from RefSeq and is a predicted model, not a curated record. The coding region runs from base 1 to 1269 and encodes 422 amino acids. The transcript is spliced from 7 exons. Gene Ontology annotation, molecular function: actin filament binding; structural constituent of cytoskeleton.
AUGAUCAUCUUGGAGCAGAACAACAGAAUCAUCAUCGAGCUUCUCGAGCAGAAGUUUGCGAAUGCGAAAGAAGGUGCGAAACCAGAAUCAGUCAACGUCACAUUCGCCGAUUUCGACGGUGUUCUGUAUAAAGUGUCGAAUCCGGAUGGUGUGAAGACGAGAAUCAUUCUCAGCAUUGCACUCAAAUUCUACGCAGAACUUCAGCAGCAUGGAGCCGAUGAUUUACUUCGAAGAAUCUACGGCGGACACAUGCGCGCGACACCCGAAUCCGGAUUCAAUGUGACGCUGGAAUACGAUUUGAGUGCUCUGCCUGACAAUACGUCAGAAUUGGUGCAGAAGGCGUCGGCAUUGAAGCGAAACUGUUUCGCAUCGGUCUUCGAGAAGUAUUUCGAAUUCCAGGAGGCUGGACAAGAAGGACACAAAAGGGCUGUGAUAAACUAUCGAGAGGAUGAGACAAUGUAUAUUGAAGCGAAGGCGGAUCGCGUCACCGUUAUCUUCAGUACAGUUUUCAAAGACGCCGACGAUGUGAUCAUUGGAAAAGUGUUCCUUCAGGAAUUUCGUGAAGGACGUAAAGCGAGUCAAACGGCGCCAGCGGUGCUCUAUUCACUCGGGGAGCCCCCGUUGGAGUUGAAGGAUUUGCCAGGAGCACGAGUUGGUGACAACGUUGGAUACAUAACAUUUGUACUGUUCCCGAGACACACCAACAAGAAGACCCGAGACAAUACGAUCGAUUUGAUUCAUUCAUUCCGUGACUACCUUCACUAUCAUAUCAAGUGCUCGAAAGUUUAUCUCCAUACCAGGAUGCGCGCGAAGACUACCGACUUUUUGAAGGUGUUGAAUCGGGCUCGUCCAGAAGUGAAAGGAGAGAAGAAGACGUUCCACGGAAGAACAUUCCAGACUCAGAGUCUGAAACUAUCAAAUACCGACGGAUCGAAAGCCUACGCUCUCAGUCAUUUUCUGAGUAUUGAAUCAGAUAUUCUCAAUUUUCAAAUGAGAACAGCUCUGGAGCUGGAGAAACCGAUAUUUGUCCUAAUUUCUUCAGAAGGAUCCCACGGCAAUCAGAAGAUAAUUAAGACUCAUUUAGAGAGCAUGAAGCGAGCAAUGAAUUUAUUGAAGGCACAUCGUGUCGAAUGCCAACAAGGUCACUGGCAGACCCAUCGCAAGUUCUGUCGGAGAAAGAAGGGAAACAAUGCAGGUGGCCAAGGAGCGCCAGGAGCUAAUGCUGCUCAACAAGCAAUUGCUCAACAAGCUGCACAACAGCAACAAUAA